CAGAUUGGCGAUGCAUUAGUUAGGCGGAAUUAUUCAGAGUAUUUUACUGAGAUGGGACAUGCAGAGUUUCAUGGUUCUUUGGAGGGUCAAUUCCUCGUGGAAGCAAAAUCAUCGGUUGAAGAGUAGAGAUUCCUAGUUUGACGAUAUGCAUAUUGUGUUCCCACAUAUGUACUGCCUCGGUUUCAGUUGUUGCACCUUCCCUGGAACAAUUCGUCUCCUUAAUGCUGAUAAUCGAUGAACAAGUGCUGAGAUUCAGCAUUGAUUCUUUCCCCAUCUUCUUUCUUGAAAUUUCACCUUUUCUUUUUCUAAUGUUAUUGUGACUGGUGCGGGUCAUUAUGAUGAUGACAGCUUCUUUCUCAUUUUGCUUUGGUUCGUGGAGAAAAAGGCGAUGCUAGUGUUUCAGUUUCGCUUAUCAAGCUCUCGGCAGCUUGUGCCGGGCAUUUUUUCGUAAUGACGCACCAAAGUCGGUGUCAUUUGUCAUUAUCCUCGCAAGGUUUCUUCUCAGAAGCCACAACGACAUCACAUAUAAACCGAAAGCUGCAAUAUCAAUAGCCCUCAACUUUCACUGCAUUUUUAUCGGCAACAGUGGUCAUCUUCUCAGAAGCUUUUCAUUCCACUCCGUAAGACCUAACAUGGCUGCUAAUGAUGUGCCAUGCUGCGAGUCAAUGUUUUGGGUCUAUCUAGUGGUGUGCAUUUCUCUUGUGUGCUUCGCCGGCCUCAUGUCAGGCCUCACUCUUGGACUCAUGUCGCUUAGCUUGGUCGAUCUCGAGAUUCUUGCAAAAGCCGGUCGGCCUCAGGAUAGGAAAAAUGCGGAAAAAAUCCUUCCCUUGGUUAAGAAUCAGCAUUUACUCCUAUGCACACUUCUCAUAUGCAACUCCAUAGCUAUGGAGGCUUUGCCGAUCUUCCUCGAUGCGCUCCUUCCAGCGUGGGCCUCUAUAGUGAUCUCGGUCACACUCAUACUUGCUUUCGGUGAGAUUAUUCCACAAGCUGUUUGUUCUCGAUAUGGGCUAAGUGUUGGAGCGAAAUUGUCUUUUGUUGUCCGGUUGCUUGUAAUAGCCACUUUCCCUUUAGCUUACCCGAUCAGUAAGGCAUUGGAUUAUUUGCUCGGUAAAGGACACUCAGCACUUCUAAGGCGGGCAGAGCUGAAAAUGUUUGUUGAUAUGCACGGGAAUAAGGCUGGGAAAGGCGGAGAAUUGACGCACGAUGAAACAACCAUCAUUGCUGGAGCUUUGGAUAUGACUCAGAAGACUGCUAAAGAUGCCAUGACGCCGAUAUCAGACAUAUAUUGUCUCGACAUAAACUCUAAACUCGACGACAAAACAUUGGAGCUGAUAAUUAGGAAGGGGCAUAGCCGUGUACCCAUUUACUCGGGGAGCCCAACAAACAUAAUCGGCCUAAUUUUGGUGAAAAACUUGAUCAAGUGCAACCCAGAAGAUGAAACCCCUGUCAAAGAUGUCACCAUUAGGAAAAUUCCUAGGGUUCAGGAUUGUUUGCCUCUAUAUGAUAUAUUAAACCAAUUCCAAAAGGGUCAUAGCCACAUGGCUGUGGUUGUAAAAUGCAGAAAGGGCUUAAAUGACAUUGGAGAAAAUGCAAAACCCACCACAAUCACUAUAAAUGUGGAUUCAGAUUCAAAACAACAAGGUAACAUAAGAGAUAACGAAAUGGAAAGCCCAUAUCAGAAGAGCAUGACUGAGCUGCACAAAAAAUCAUACCCCCAGUCGAAAAAACUGAAGCAAGGAGAGGCCAAUAUCUUAAAAGAAGAUUGGGAAUCUAUCCCGAGUACAGAGGAUGAAGUCGUCGGCAUCAUCACAUUGGAGGAUGUCAUUGAGGAACUUUUACAGGAAGAAAUACUGGACGAGACAGAUGAGUAUGUCGAUGUUCAUAACAAAAUUAGCAUCUGCAUGGUACCUUCAAGAACAUCAUUAUCUCGAUCGCCCGGAGCAGCAUCAGCAUCCCAGAUAAACUGGCGGACGCCAAUCAUGUCUCCAAUUUCCUCAUAUCACCCUACGCCGGUUUCCUCAUGCAAUCAUACUCCUAUUUUGCGUUCGCCAAUCGCUGCAUGGAGUCAGUCGCCUUUCAUAAGGCCAACAUUGUGCAAUUCCCCUGGAGAUCCCAUUCCAAAAACUCCAUCGAGACAUUCAGGCCUCGUUCCCACUUCACCGUCCCAGGGUUCAAAAAAAUACGAGAAACUAAAGAAAUCAAGCGUCCCAUGAGUUGAUUCCCAAUUACAUCCUGUAUUGCUGAUCCACGGAAAGGAAGGAACACAGCGCGUGAAGCAAACAAGCAAAGCUCCGAUUUUCUUGUAUGCAGAAAGCAACUAGAAGAACGCUGUAUUAUAACAAAAUGCGGGACUUCCUUUUCCCAUAUGCUAUAUUUUGCUCGCUCA
Messenger RNA from Eucalyptus grandis, 2386 nucleotides. Its product is annotated as DUF21 domain-containing protein At2g14520. Lineage: Eukaryota; Viridiplantae; Streptophyta; Magnoliopsida; Myrtales; Myrtaceae. Gene Ontology annotation, biological process: magnesium ion homeostasis. The coding region runs from base 633 to 2213 and encodes 526 amino acids. Gene Ontology annotation, cellular component: intracellular membrane-bounded organelle. The record is from RefSeq and is a predicted model, not a curated record. The transcript has 13 exons.